AUGUAUACACAUAUGAUGAGUGCCGGACAAAAUUUAUAUGAAGGGGAAAAUAUCCCCGUGGACGUACAGUGCAAAGAACAACCUGAGUGUGUGUUGGGUAGAUGCAGUGAUGGUGGUUCUAGAAAUAAAGUUAUGUCCAAAAAGAGAAGAAGUAUGAGAAGAAAGAGAAAAAGUAUGAGAAAAAAGGGAAUAAAAAUUAGUCGAAAAUAUAAGAAACAUAUGAUUCAAAAGAAGAGAGUGCAUAAGAGAAAACACAAAAAACGUAGCGCUGGUAGAAAAGGGGGUCGUCCUGGCAACGGCUUAUUGACAGGUGUUGAAAAUGCUGCGGAAACAACUCUCCUCCCAGCCUGUGUCAAUCAGAACAGAGGUCAGUGCAAUGUGAGUAGAACAAGUCCAACAAUCCAUGUGUGCGCACAAACUUCUUAUAGACAGAUUCGUACGCAAAAUGGGGUGCAGAAUGUUUAUCAAGUAAACGUUGAAAGUAAGGUACAUGUGGCAAUCCAAUAUAACGCUAGCGGUAGCCCACAGGUUUCUGGGCCUAUUCAACAAAGGGGCGACACCAAUGGGUUGAAUGCUAAUUCCUACGGGAGUCGCAACUCCGAAGAGAACUGUAGCUCACAACGGAAUAGCAGCACACAACGGAAUAGCAGCUCACAACCGAAUGGCAACACACAACGGAAUGGCAAGUCCUAA
Messenger RNA from Plasmodium fragile, 693 nucleotides. RefSeq lists its product as uncharacterized. NCBI's taxonomy places the organism in Eukaryota, Apicomplexa, Aconoidasida, Haemosporida, Plasmodiidae. The transcript has 2 exons. Bases 1 to 693 code for a protein of 230 amino acids. The record is from RefSeq and is a predicted model, not a curated record.